Scomber japonicus (chub mackerel) is the source of this 2158-nucleotide messenger RNA. RefSeq names its product Rab geranylgeranyltransferase subunit alpha (gene rabggta). Gene Ontology annotation, molecular function: Rab geranylgeranyltransferase activity; zinc ion binding; protein binding. Lineage: Eukaryota; Metazoa; Chordata; Actinopteri; Scombriformes; Scombridae. The transcript is spliced from 17 exons. Gene Ontology annotation, biological process: protein geranylgeranylation. The record is from RefSeq and is a predicted model, not a curated record. The coding region runs from base 129 to 1880 and encodes 583 amino acids. Gene Ontology annotation, cellular component: cytoplasm; Rab-protein geranylgeranyltransferase complex.
GACAAAUUGUAGUCGUUAGAAAUCCCGAUAGUGACAUGACAAAUCAAACAGUAUACUGAAUAAACAUAAAACAAGCCAACUAACCACACAGAUUUAUCUUGGUAAAGUCUCCUUCACAAACAUAAAGGAUGCAUGGUAGAGUGAAGAUUAAAACCACAGCCCAGCAGGAGGAGGAGAAAAGAAAGGAGCGAGAGAAGAAACUGAAGAUAUAUGUAGCUGCACGGGAUGCCUGUUUUUCUAAGAGGAAGCAAGGUAUUUGGGAUGAUGAGGCCCUCCAGUUGACCCAGCAGCUGCUGUCAUCCAAUCCUGACUUUGCAACCCUCUGGAACUACAGAAGAGAGAUCCUCAUGCACCUAGAGACCGUGAAAGAAGAGGAUGAAGUGCAAAAGAUUUACGAGGCUGAGCUGUCAUUUCUGGAGUCAUGCCUGAAGGUGAACCCAAAGUCCUACGGCAGCUGGCACCAUCGAGGUUGGGUCUCGACCCGCUUGCCUCGACCAGACUGGGCCCGAGAAUUGAGCCUGUGUGAUCGCUGCCUCAGCCUGGAUGACCGGAACUUUCACUGCUGGGAUUAUCGCCGGAUGGUUGUGAAGAUGUCUGGCGUGCCUGUGGAUAAGGAGUUGGGGUUUACCGAUUGUCUUAUUGGCUCCAACUUCUCCAAUUACUCCAGCUGGCAUUACCGCAGCACCCUACUGCCACUGCUCCACCCGGAGUCCCCUGAACCUCCCUCACCUUGCCACAAGCCUCCCCAGUCCUCCGCUCCACCUUCUCCGCAAACCCACUCCCAUCGCGUCUGUGAGGAGCAGCUACUUAAAGAAUAUGAGCUUGUACAGAACGCUUUCUUUACCGACCCCAACGACCAGAGUGCUUGGUUCUACUACCGCUGGUUGCUAGGCAGAGCGGAACGUGAAGAGAUGAUAAGCUGUGUGUACGUCAGUCGGGAUGAGGAAAGAGUUGCUGUUGCCUUCUCUAGGCCUGUCAAUGCGCAGACGGUCGGGCUUCUGCUGGUGCUCGACGGUCAGCCCCAGAGAGUGGAGUGGAGGAGUGUCCAUCCUCGCUUCAAACACAGCCCUGUCUGGAUCUGUGACCUUCCUCCUGGAACGACAAGUGACAUCUCAAAUGAGCACAAUCUGACUGUGCACUGGACUGAAAAACACACUCAUAGAGACUGUGCUCUGUAUACAGGUCGAAGCGAGAGUUGGUGUCGUGACUCUGCCACCGAUCAAGAACUUUUCAGGAGUGAACUCUCAGUAGAGAAGACCUCUGUGUUACAGUCCGAGCUACAGUCAUGUAACCAGCUACAAGAGCUGGAGCCACUUAAUAAGUGGUGCUUACUGACCAUUAUCCUCCUGAUGAGGGCACUAGACCCCCUGGGAUAUGAAAAGGAGACACUCGCUCAUUUCCAAACACUCAAAGAAGUGGAUUCCAUGCGCUCCGCCUAUUACAGUGACCUGUGCAGCAAGUUUAUGAUUGAAAACACUAUUCUGAAAAUGGAGUAUGCUGAAGUGCGCGUCUUCAGUAUUUCUGACAAGAACCUGACCACUUUAUGCCACCUGGACCAGCUGUUAUUGGUCACCCACAUCAAUUUGUCCUCUAAUAAGUUGCAGCGGCUUCCCCCUCAGUUUGCAAUGUUGCAGUGCCUGGAGGUCUUGGAGGCUGAUAACAACUCCAUAGAGAACCUGGAAGGAGUGUAUCACCUUCCUAAACUGGAGGAGGUCCUCUUGAAGAAUAACAAAAUAUCUACACUGGCAGAUCUGCAGCCACUGGCCACCUGCCCCAAGCUGAAACGCCUUGAUCUCCGUGGCAACCCCGUCACUCAGACCACCAAUAUCGAGUCGGAAUUAGCCGAGCUGCUCCCCUCAGUCACAGACCUCCUGCUCUGAUCAGAUGGAGGGGGCGGAAAUCUCUGCCACCAUCUUCCCGUCAUUCGGUUGUCCAUCACACUCUUGGGCGUGUUUGUUUGUGAAAGAGCAAGUGGGUGUUUCUCCAAGUGUCUUGUGACUCUGUUUGUUCCACUUGUUUUGGCAGAAUGUCAAUCACACCGACCCCCGAGGGUCUGAAUGCAUGAUGCUUCAAAGCAUAUGUCAGAGACCUCUCUAACACCGUCAAUGAAAAAUACAGAUUUAUGUGUGUAUGUAUGUAUGUAUGUAUGUAUGUAUGU